AUGGGCUGGCAAGUUGACAACGUCACAGUGGGAUUAGCAGCCUUAUUAGCUGUUCUUGCAUACGCUUAUACAAAGACAAAUCGGGCUCCUGAUGUGUAUCCCAUACAUUUGAGGCAACAGGCUGAUGUCUCGAGGACUCGAAACAAGGGCGAGUCAGCUAUCUAUCGAUCUCGAGUCACUCCAAAUGGCACACCUCUCUUACAAGCACCUGAAGCUGGAGUCAAAACUGCUUAUGACAUGUUUCAAGUCUCGGUUAAGAGGAGGCCAAGCAAGGAGUAUCUGGGAAGGCCCAACAAGGAUGGAAAAUACGAGUACUUUACGUUUUCCGAAAUCAAUGCUCGCGUCACUCAUUUUGGAUCUGGGCUGAUUUCAUUUUGUAAACUGGCCACUGGAAAAGAAACCCCUGUAGGCAUUUAUCAUCGAAAUAGUGUUGAGUGGGCUAUCACGGAUCUUGCUUGUUGUGCGUAUUCUCUUAUAUCCGUCCCCAUGUAUGAUACAUUCGACAGUGAAGCCCUACAGUAUAUCAUCAUGAACACCUCGAUUUCUGUUGUCGUGGUUGGAGGACAUCUGUUGGAACGAUUGUUGAGUAUUGCUAGUGCAUCGCCUGUAAUGAAGUAUGUCAUCGUCGCCGAUAUGCCAACCUUGGAUCCAAACAUUGUCGAGAAAGCUGCUGCUAUUGGUGUCACAAUCUUGACUUUUGAAGAAGUCGAAGUGCAUGGAAAGGCACAUUUACUACAACACGUACCUCCCAAGGCGUCUGACUUGAUGACCAUCUGCUACACAUCUGGCACCACUGGUACUCCAAAGGGCGUUAUGUUGACGCACUUAAAUAUAACAUCUGCUGGUGCAGGUCUCAUGGCAGUUUUACCUCCAGCCUUCAGAUUGACCGAAGCUGACCGUCACUUGUCUUAUCUGCCUGCUUCACACAUGUUUGAAAGAAAUGUGUUCCAUUGUGUGACUUAUCAUGGUCUGACAAUUGGCUUCUCACGUGGUGAUGUAGCCAAGCUCUUUGAAGACAUUGCGUCCUUCCGUCCGACCAUCUUCCCAUCUGUACCUCGACUUCUUGUUCGUCUACACGACCGCAUUCGUCUUGGAAUUGAUCGUGGCUCACCUCUUGUUCGAUUCCUGUUUAAUAUGGCUUACUCUAUGAAGAAGCGGGAAUUGAAUGCCGGUCGUGUUUCAAAUAAUACUAUAUGGGACAGGCUUGUAUUCAAGAGGAUUCAAAAUCUGUUUGGUGGUCAAUUGAGGUUUAUGAUUACUGGUGCUGCACCAAUCUCAACUGACGUUAUCGAGUUUUUGAGAAUCAUCUUUGGUUGCCAAGUGCUAGAGGGUUUUGGGGCUACUGAGACUACGGCCGCUGGUCUCAUUACCAUGUUUGGUGACUACAGCUUUGCAUACGGCUCUCACGUUGGCACGCCCUUUGCCUCGUGUGAGAUCAAACUGAUUGAUGCACCAAGCAUGAACUAUUUGACAAGUGAUCAGCCAAAUCCACGUGGUGAAUUGUGUAUCCGAGGACCAUUGGUCAUGUCUGGAUACUAUAAGGAACCAGUCAAGACUGCUGAAGCUUUGGAUGCUGACGGAUGGUUCCAUACUGGGGACGUUGCAGAAAUACUUCCAAACGGAACUACCAAAAUCAUUGAUCGGAUCAAGAAUCUGUUUAAGCUGAGUCAAGGAGAGUACUGUGCGCCCGAGAAGAUCGAAACCAAAAUCAAGACUCAAUUCGUCGCUCAAGUCUGGCUAUAUGGAGAGCCCGUGAAAUCAGCUUGUGUUGCGAUUGUCGUGCCUGAUCUUGAUAACUUGGUCCCUUGGGCGAAACAGAAUGGUCUCACACACGAUCCGGAAGAGUUGAUUAAACUUGAGAAAGUCAGGAAUCUGAUUCAUCAAGAUAUGCUCGAGUUGGGUAAAGACAAUGGUCUUCUUGGAUUCGAACUUCCAAAAGCUAUUACCUUGACUACAGAAACCUUUACUGUCGAGAACGGUUUGCUGACUCCUACAUUCAAAAGCAAACGCCCUCAACUAAAGAGCAAGUUCCAGAAGGAGUUGGAUGCAAUGUAUAAGGAGUUGGGGUUGUGA
Synchytrium microbalum is the source of this 2073-nucleotide messenger RNA. RefSeq lists its product as uncharacterized. The coding region runs from base 1 to 2073 and encodes 690 amino acids. Gene Ontology annotation, cellular component: endoplasmic reticulum; membrane. The record is from RefSeq and is a predicted model, not a curated record. Lineage: Eukaryota; Fungi; Chytridiomycota; Chytridiomycetes; Synchytriales; Synchytriaceae. The transcript is spliced from 21 exons. Gene Ontology annotation, molecular function: long-chain fatty acid-CoA ligase activity. Gene Ontology annotation, biological process: long-chain fatty acid metabolic process.